AGUCCCCCGAGGUCGGCUGCUGCGCAUGCGCACAUAAUGUCACAAGAUGGCGGAGAGUACGGAACUAAAGCAAAUGGUAAUGAGCCUUCGAGUUUCAGAGCUGCAAGUUUUGUUGGGCUUCGCCGGGCGGAAUAAGCAUGGGCGCAAACACGAACUAUUGACCAAAGCGCUUCACCUAGUAAAGGCUGGUUGCAGCCCUGCCAUGCAGAUGAAGAUUAAAGAGCUCUACAGACGGAGAUUUCCAACCAAAAUGGUUUCACCGGUGGACCUGGCACUGCCUGGCGUCCAUUCUGCCUCCAGCCUUCCCGCGGGCCUCUUCGACAGCCAUGGUUCCCCCUCGCCGCUGUUGCCUGUUUCACUGCUCGGGCCCAAGCAUGAGCUCGGUCUGCCUCACCUGCCCUCUACCUUGCACCCUGUUCACCCCGACGUCAAACUGCAGAGAUUGCCCUUCUACGACGUGCUCGAUGAGCUCAUUAAGCCCACCAGUCUGACCUCCGACAACAGUCAGCGGUUCCAGGAAGCUUGUUAUGCCUUUGCUUUAACGCCGCUACAAGUUCAACAGAUCAGCAGUUCAAUGGACAUAUCGGGGACCAAAUGUGACUUUGCUGUUCAAGUCCAAUUAAGGUUUUGCCUAUCAGAGACAAGCUGUCCCCAGGAAGAUCAUUUCCCACCAAAUCUCUGUGUGAAGGUGAAUGGAAAGCCCUGCAAUCUCCCUGGAUAUCUUCCUCCAACCAAAAAUGGAGUUGAACCAAAAAGACCCAGUCGCCCUAUAAACAUAACUUCCCUCGUGCGACUGUCCACUACAGUCCCCAACACAAUUGUUGUAUCAUGGACCUCAGAAAUUGGGAGGAGUUUUUCCAUGGCUGUUUAUUUGGUAAUGCAGCAGUCGUCCGCGGUGUUAUUGCAAAGACUACGAGCCAGAGGAAUUAGGAACCCGGACCACUCCAGAGCUUUGAUCAAAGAAAAACUGACAGCUGAUCCCGAAAGUGAGAUUGCCACCACCAGUCUUCGAGUGUCUCUUCUGUGUCCUCUUGGAAAGAUGAGGCUGACAAUUGCGUGCCGAGCGUUGACAUGCUCCCACCUCCAGUGCUUUGAUGCAACACUUUAUAUCCAAAUGAAUGAGAAGAAGCCCACAUGGGUUUGUCCGGUGUGUGACAAGAAGGCACCGUAUGAGCACCUCAUUAUUGAUGGGUUGUUUAUGGAAAUCCUGAACAGCUGUUCUGACUGCGAUGAAAUCCAGUUCAAAGAGGAUGGCAGUUGGGCGCCAAUGAAGUCAAAAAAAGAAGUACAGGAGGUUUCUGCCCCCUACUACGGAGUAGACAGCAAUGUGCCUAAAAUAGAAAGCCAAGAACAGAAACAUGGGUCAUCCAAUGAGAACGCUAAAAAAGUGGAUGUGAUUGACCUGACACUGGACAGCUCAUCAGAAGAGGAGCAAGAAGACGAGUCGCCUCCUAAAAGACCCUGUCCGUCUCUCUCGCCUAUCUCUCCACCUCCAACAAAAGGAGUAUUGAACCUUCACAACCAGACGUCACCUGUGACGAGAGCUCCCAGUAUGCCCCCUCUAGAGACCAGCUACAUUCCUCCCCCGCCACCACUUAUUCAGGACUACCGCCACUUUUAUCACUCUGCUAGUGAACUGCCAGAUUUAAAUUUCUUCUCCUUCCUCCAAGGUGACAAUCAGCAUUAUAACAUGGUGAUGGCCGCCGCAGCGGCCGCGUCAGCUUCAGAGGACCCGGACCUGCUUCUCAACCGCUACCUGCCCUACGGCUCAUCCCCCAUGUUGCGGGAGCCGCCGGGCACGCCAGGCAGCAGCACGCUGGUAGCCACCAACGGAGGCAGCAACAGCGGCAGCACCAGCAGUUUGGUCUCUUCCAGCAGUCUGCGGGACAAAGACCGAGAGCGUGAUAGAGACAGCCACACCAUCUCGGGACUGUCGAGGUCUUCAGUAGAGGCGGCAGCAGCAGCGGCGGCAAUUUAUGGCUCCAUAUCUGACGUCAUCUCUCUGGAUUAGAUUUUCACAAAACUGAUGCACAAGGCAGACUUGGAGACGAGGAGAUCUUUGUAAAUACGGAAGAGAGAUGAAAGAAUACAGUACUAUGUACAGAGAGGAAAAUCUAUUUUCAAUUUACUUAUCAAGUGUAUAUAAACUUAGGACACUUCCUGUCCGGUGAGUUGCUUCAGUUCAAUAUUUUCUGUGAAUACUGAAGACUUUUUCACACCUCUUCAUGUGGUCCUUUGAUUAUAUUGUACCUUUUGUACUUGGUUUUUACAGUUUUGUUUUCAAUAUUCCAUGUUGAUGGCAUUAGUUUAUUAUGUGCACAGAACUCUCAUGAGGUGAGACCUUACGGAACAUAAUAUUCAUCAUAAAAAAUGGGCAUUGUCACAGAUGUUCACAAAGCAAGUCACAGCAAAGGAGGAAAAAGAGUCACUUUUUCCUAAAGUGCAGUUUCUGUAAAAAAAAAAGUGUGGACAGUAGAAAGUGUUUUGCCAUCACUGUAGACAUCCAUACUGUGGUCGCAUUAUUUUAAGGACUUAUUUAUAAUAUAAAUUAUGUUGGAUGUAUGCUGUUGUUUUUAAAAGCAUUCCCUUUGCCUCGAAUUGUUGCCACUAGAAAUGCAAAGACAGUCCUGUUAUCUCGCGCCUCACGCUGUUUGUUUUAAAUCUGAUCGAACAGAUUAUUUUCCAGCAUAAAUUGAAGAUAAGUACAUAUAAUCAGUAUUGUAGGAAAAUUAUUCCGUAUCGUGUAAAUGAAUGGGUUCGAUACAGUAAGUGUGAGCAUGGUAAUCCGAUAGGAAACAAAUUUAAAGCUUCCUCCUCACCGGUUUCCGCCUUCAAUUUGCAUUAGAAUCAUGCUGACUUUCAACUUCCCUUUCAGGUUGGGUUCAACAAAACGGAUGUGACACUUGCUCUUCUUUUUCGCACUUGCUCUCGCCGUUCAAACUCCACACAGAAGUGAAGCAUCUAACAGUAGCAACCACUUUGAGAGCAUUUACUACUCUGAAAAUGAAAAUUUUCUCAAAGCUCACCGGUUUUAUGGAUUGUGCCUCAGCUUUGCGAGGUCUUUUGAGCUUGUAGUCUAUAAGCUAUUUAGUGUGAUCUUUUGUCAAUUGACAAUAUAUUAGGGACAACUUUACAACCCCUUAAGCCGAACGAAGUCAACAUGGUGGACACCCAUUUUUUUGUUUUAUGCUUAACAUUACUAUUAUUUAUUAUCAUGUAUUUUCAGCAAUUGUUUGAUUUGUGGCUAUGCAUUGCAGUCAUUGUAUGUGAUAUUUCUUUUAUAAUGAUAUAAUUAAUGCUAUUUAAAAGAAAAUGUCAUUGUUGCUUGACAUGCAUUGUAACAUCUUCUGUUUUCUUGUCCGUUUUACCUAUCAGAUGAUGUCAAUAACUCAAUAGAGGCUUUGAGCAUUUUGAACCGCUAAGAGGUCUACUGUGCUGUUUGAUAUUU
Messenger RNA from Corythoichthys intestinalis (scribbled pipefish), 3448 nucleotides. It is a transcript of the gene pias1b, whose product is annotated as protein inhibitor of activated STAT, 1b. The record is from RefSeq and is a predicted model, not a curated record. The coding region runs from base 47 to 2011 and encodes 654 amino acids. Lineage: Eukaryota; Metazoa; Chordata; Actinopteri; Syngnathiformes; Syngnathidae. The transcript has 14 exons. Gene Ontology annotation, biological process: protein sumoylation; regulation of transcription by RNA polymerase II. Gene Ontology annotation, cellular component: chromatin. Gene Ontology annotation, molecular function: zinc ion binding; transcription coregulator activity; SUMO ligase activity.